AUGGCCUCCAAAUGCACCAACUGCAACAAGUCGGCGCUCGAGGUCGGUCUGAAGCAUUGUGCCAAAUGCUCCGUGUCCCUGUACUGCUCAAGGACUUGCCAGAGGGCAGACUGGAAGACCCGUAAGAAAAUUUGUGGCAAGCAAGCGGACGGACCAUCAGACUCCAGACUCAGGAUUGUGCGUGCAACAGACCUGUCGCCUCCCAAGGGCCUCGAGAGCGGCGUCCCCGACCCCUUCACUCGUCUGGACAAGGGCACCUGGCUGCACGACCGACCAGAGAAGGACGUCUUCCGACUACUCAUUGAUGCUUACCGUCUGCGUGUUGAGGACACUUACAACAUGGAUGGCGAAGUGGAAGCGGACAGUAUCUACGACGGCAAGUCGGACGGGUUGCAGAGCUUCAAGCGCUUCCUGGGCCGCGUGGCCGCUAGAGCGGGUAUGUUGCCGCCAUGGUGGAACGACGACAAGCAAGCGAACUGCGAGGUACUCGGCAUGACGCGAGGACAGUGGCACGACCUGGGCUGCGCCAUCACAAAGGGCGACAUCAUCGACUAUUUCGACGACCUCCGGUUCCCGAUGCAGCUUCGCAUGUUUGCGGAAGCGGCAUACGGCAGGGGACCCGGCGGGGCGAACGGCACGGAGACGAGGCAGAUGAUGAUGGCGGUUGAGCAGGGCAGGGGAGUAGGCAUGGUUGCGUCGACGCUGGACUUCGUGUCCAUUUUUGGCGGCCGCUGA
Purpureocillium lilacinum is the source of this 735-nucleotide messenger RNA. RefSeq lists its product as uncharacterized. NCBI's taxonomy places the organism in Eukaryota, Fungi, Ascomycota, Sordariomycetes, Hypocreales, Ophiocordycipitaceae. The record is from RefSeq and is a predicted model, not a curated record.